This is a messenger RNA of Prorocentrum cordatum, 1874 nucleotides long. The record is from the annotation of a GenBank genome assembly. Lineage: Eukaryota; Dinophyceae; Prorocentrales; Prorocentraceae.
AGCCACUUUGGUCAAACCAUACUGGCUCGAGGUGCCGCCGCGGCCGCCUGGUACGGCCGGCGGCAGUUUUAAGCGCGGCCGGCGCCUGCGCAGGAAGAGCCAUGGCAGCGAGAAGUAAGCUGGGCAGUCUUCGAGCCACGCUCGCCGAGGAGCAGUCGCGGCUGAGCCGGGUCCUCGACCAGAUCGACGAGGCCCUCGACUGCCUCGAGCCCGAAGCGCAGAGGGAGGGCGCCGGCCCCGAGAAGGCGGCCAGCUCGCCCGCCCUGCACGAGAGCUACCACCUGGCGUCCAAGCACGCGAUCUGCGUCGACGAGGCCCUGGACUGCCUCGAGCCCGACGGCCAGAAGGAGGGCGCUGGCGUCGAGAGGACGGCCAGCUCGCCAGGCCUGCACGAGGGUCAGCACCCGACGGUCCGCGAGGCCGCGCUCGCUGGCCGCCGCGUCGUGCCGCAGGGGUCGGGCUCGCACGUGCCGGUCUCGGCGUGGGGCUCGACCGCGCGGGGCAGGUCGCCCCGGGCGAGCCCCCGGGCCAGCCUGGAGCAGCUCGCCUGCGAGGGGCCCCCGCCGACGGCGCAGCCGCUGCGGCCGCGGCCGCCCGGGACGACGGCGCCCAAGUCCGCGCUGCGGCGGGCCGCGUCCGACCUCGCCGGGCUCGCCCCGGGCGCCGCGUGGGGCUCCAGGAGGAAGCAGUCGACGCGGCGCACUGAGCGGCAGGUCUUCGCGAACGCGGACCAGAUGAAGCUGCAGGUCCAGAAGAUGAUUCUGGAGCCCGACUACGACGUGAGGAACUACUACAAGGAGGAGGGGUGCUCGCAGGCCAUUGCGCGGAGCUGGCUCUUCGACAGCGCCUCCCUCGUCGUGAUCCUCGCAAACGCGGUGUGGCUCGCAGUGGAGACGGACUACAACGACGAGACUCUGCUGGUGAACGCCGACGCGCCCUUCAUCGUCGUCGAGAACUUCUUCUGCACCUUCUUCUUCGUGGAGCUGCUCGUCAGGUUCCUGGCGUUCAGGGCAAAGGCGGACGUCGUGAAGGACUCCUGGUUCAUCUUCGACUCCAUCAUCGUCGCCUGCAUGGUCUUCGAGACCUGCUCUAGCUCCACGUCGGUCCUCCGCGUGGUGCGGCUCUUCCGCAUGACGCGCGCCGCGCGCGUCGCUCGCCUGCUCAAGGCGGUGCCGGAGCUGAUGGUGAUCGGAUCGCGCCAGACAGUGCUUGGCCUUCCGACCGCGCCUCGGCGUGGUGCCGUGGGGGCGCCAUGGCGGGUAUACAUGUUCGCGAUCGUCUUCACCCAGCUUGCCAAGGGGACCGACCUGGAGAGGAGCAUCUGCUCCGACAUGCUGACCACCAUGAGCACGCUGCUGCUCGGCGGCAUCCUCCCGGACUUCAAGCCGACCACCGAGGACAUGGCGGCGGAGGACAUCUUCUUCGCCGCGUUCUUCUUUAUUUUUGUGCUGCUAGCCUACGUCGUCUCGGUGGUCGCGUCGGUCGAGAAGGAGACGAACCAGGUGGCCGCAGUGAAGCGCGUGCUAGAGAAGUGGGCGCCCGAGGCAGAUACGAACGGGGACUGCAUAUUCGACGUGAACGAGUUCAAGACUAUGCUCAACAAAGACGGCUGCGCCAAGGAACUGAAAGAGGUUGGGGUGGAUCCCAUCGCGCUCAUCGACCACGCGGACUGGAUUUAUCGCAACAAGGAUGCCCUCACUUUCUCUGAGCUGCUCUCCGUGGUGCUCGGGUUGCGUGGCAGAAACGACGCCAAGGUGCAAGACCUUGUUCAGAUGCGCAAAUUCCUUCACACAGAGAUGCAGCGCAUAGAAGGUUCCCUGGAGAACCUGCACAGGAACCUUAACCAGAACUUCGUGACCCCCCUUGUGGGCUGA